AUGCCAAGGUCAAGUAGCAGUAACAACGGCAAUUUUGAGACCCUCCCCCACUUUCCAAACAAGUCAUCCUCCCUUCUGAUCAAGUUGGUGCUUGACGCGGGUAACGCCGGGGACUAUCGGACUAAGACCAACCAAGCCCAAUCCGAGCUUGCUAAGAAAGACCACCACAUUGGCCAAGUGGAGAAGACAGUGGCUAAUGAGCUGGCGAAGAGCAAGAAUUUAGAGGUUGAGGCAAAGAGAAUGAUGAAUAAGGUCGAACUCAAGGUCUCGAAAGUGGAGGCCAAAUUGUUUGAGGCCAAGGCUAACUAUGAUGCCUUGACUUCUAAGGUUAAGGGCUUGGUGGAGGAACAUGCUAGGACCGAGGACAGAGAGAACAAAAUUCACCUCGAGAUCUUCCACCAAAGCCAAGACCAAUUCUUCUCAGCCUUUAUUGAUGGUCAGAAUAAGUCCUUCAAGAAAGGAUGGGAUGAGGCACUUUGGACCCAAGGGGUCGAUGUUGACUCCGAGCUUUUCUCAAAGCACCUCUACGUUCCCCAACAACUUCUUUCUUUUGGACUCUCUAUUCAUCCCAUAGACCCUGUUAUUCCUAAGACCCCUGAUGUCAACCCGAAUUUAGUGGAGUUCGGGGGGAUUGAGGAUCUACUCUCUAACCUCGGGAAUAAAGGUGUGCUAGAGAGGAGGCGAGGUGGUGUUGGUGGUGCUAGUGGCGGUAGUGGUCAGGAAGGUGGCGCUGAGAAUUAA
This is a messenger RNA of Ilex paraguariensis (yerba mate), 741 nucleotides long. The record is from the annotation of a GenBank genome assembly. NCBI's taxonomy places the organism in Eukaryota, Viridiplantae, Streptophyta, Magnoliopsida, Aquifoliales, Aquifoliaceae.